AAACAAACAGAGGAGUUUUCAACCCAUGAAUUUAAAAGUACACAUACUCAAAUCCCAGAUACACGAAGGAACGAACUGAAAAUAAAGAACAAGAGAAGGUUGAGUGUAGCAGCAGAAGAAAUUCAUUGAGUAGCAUAUAACUCAGCCUAAACAUUUAGAUAACCCAUUAGAGAAAUCACUUAUUGUGAAAGGAUUUGUACAUAUAUUAGCACACUAUGUACGAAAGGAAAUUUGAUAUAGAGGAUGGACAACUGCAAGUGAUUUUCUGACCUUCAUUGAAGGCCUAGAUACUGUAAAUAAAGAAUACAGUGAGAAUGUCGAGGAAGAAACCUUGGGAAAUGACAACACUGUGGGUUAGUCCAAAAACCAGAGAAAGUGAAGUGGCUCCAUCUAAAUGGCCAAAAAACUGGGAGAGAAAUGGAAAUGUCAAAACUUGGUCUUCAGCCAAAUGCAAAAACAGAAGAAAUGGAGGAAGAGUUUUUGUAUCAGAUAUAACCCAUAAAAAAUGGAGGCAAAAUUCAUGUGAAAAUCAUGCUUUGUUCAAGAAAUGUUUCGAAAAAAUUGAAGAUAAAGAAUCCACUUCUGAUGCAUUUUGGGAUUUGGCUGAUUUUAAUGGUCAAAAUGCAAACCUUGUGGGGCAAAUGGAAUUGACUGGAGUAAAGAGAAGGUAUCCAGAAAAGAGAAAGCAUGACUUUUUAUCAGCUUGUCACAACAGCAGCAUCUUAACGUCGACAUGGCACCAUCUUGGUGAGUGCUUCAGAGGAUGCAGAUAGAGACCAGCCCCAGCAGUGCGUCCAGUUGGCAGCCGCUCUCCCCACCGCUACGCGCGGAGCACACAGCGGCCGCUGGUGCUGCGGGGUGCGGAGCGCCGCCACUGCCGUGACGUCACACUGCGGCUUUGCACUGCCAAGCUGUCCGUGGAGCGGUGGCUGAGCAGCAGUGUGGGGCCCACCACAGUCUGGUCAUUUUACGACCUUUAUAAUUUAUAAACUUUUGCAGUUUUCUGUGUUUUCCUGUUCGGCCCCGGACCUCGAGUGUCUCCGACGGCUGAUAGCGUCGCCCUGCCAAAUCUCCAGUCCAGCCCCACUUAUAAUUCCUCUGUUUAUUGUGUUUCUCUGGGCUGAAUGCCUUGUUGUUGGAUUGACCAACGAGGUCCCCAAAAUUCACUGUUAUUCGACUGAGGACCACAGUGUAAAAGACACUGGGAGACUUUGAACUCGGUGGAAGUCACAGCGACUGGCUUCUCUGGUGGGGCCUGCGCAUUCCACUCGUUCAGCGUUGCAGAGUCCCGUGCUUUCUGCACUCGUGGGGUCUUCAGGAGGCAGUGUAGUGCUAUGCAAUGAACAAAGAACUUCAUUAAGAUGAUGCCGCCUGUCAUGCAACAGGGAAGAAACAUAUUGAAGAAAAAUAUUUUGAAGGAAAAAAAAGGAUUUUAUAUUUUGAGGCAGUCUCUGCCUUCAUGUAUAAACAGGGACUUAAAUUAAUAACACGUCAACUGUCAACAAUGUUACAAAAACCUUUAAAAACCAAGCAUUAUGUAUCCCAUAAUUAAUUAAACAUAGGAACAAUAACAUUUCGUUGUAUAUAA
Molecule: messenger RNA, 1588 nt
Organism: Schistocerca serialis cubense
Lineage: Eukaryota; Metazoa; Arthropoda; Insecta; Orthoptera; Acrididae
Exons: 7
Coding region: 315-773 (152 amino acids)
Source: RefSeq, a predicted model, not a curated record